CGCGUGCGGCAAAAUACACACAUUUUAAGGAACAUUUUUGGUGAAGCAGAUCACAGUUAUACAAUGGCAACCCGUGGAAGCUUUCGUGAGCUUUUGAAGCCGUUGAUAUUUUACUCGAAACUAAUGGGUGUGGAAAUGUGGACGGCUCCGGGAAAAUUUCUGCCAGCAUCGUGCUAUUUAUCGGUUCAAAUGGCUAUUUACCUUAUCAGCACUGGAUUCACGGUAGCCAAGUACAGGCAUGAUCCACUGCACAUGAUGAAAGUUCUCGUUACGCUAGGUACGGCGUUGCAGCUUUAUGUAAAAUUUUUCGUAGCUCUUACAAAGGGGCACGAUGUGAAGCGGCUAACCGAGAAAAUAGAGCUCGAAGUGCUGGAGCGAUAUCAGAACGGAACGAAGGAAGAAAUCGCAGUACUCGAGCGAACUGGUCGCUACCUUUGGAUCAUCUUUCGAAUUAUGCGCCCACGGAUGGAUAAUGAAGCUAUUCGCAGUACUGCUACAGUUGCAGAUGUUUCGAUCGCCUAUCCAUAA
Molecule: messenger RNA, 528 nt
Organism: Anopheles stephensi (Asian malaria mosquito)
Lineage: Eukaryota; Metazoa; Arthropoda; Insecta; Diptera; Culicidae
Exons: 3
Coding region: 64-528 (154 amino acids)
Source: RefSeq, a predicted model, not a curated record